Silurus meridionalis is the source of this 3092-nucleotide messenger RNA. It is a transcript of the gene vps35l, whose product is annotated as VPS35 endosomal protein sorting factor like. Gene Ontology annotation, cellular component: endosome. Lineage: Eukaryota; Metazoa; Chordata; Actinopteri; Siluriformes; Siluridae. Gene Ontology annotation, biological process: endocytic recycling. The record is from RefSeq and is a predicted model, not a curated record.
UUCCGGGUUGGUCAUAUGACUCGGAUUGGAAGAUGGCGUCUGUGCAGUGGCAUUCCCGCACGCGCAACUACGGCGCGGAGUCGCGGAGCUGCCGAGCGACGGCCGUCACGGUGCAGAGCGGCGAUUACCAUCCGCUCAAACCCAUCACGGUGACGGAUUCCAAAUCCUGCCGCAGCGCACGGAAAGGCAGCACGUCUUCAUCGUCAUCUUCGUCCGGCUCCGUCAUUCCUGACCCGCUGAGCUCCAUGCUGGAAGGCACGGACCCUCUGUCCCUCUUCGCCGCCGCCGGCGAAACCCCGGCGCUGUCUCACAGCAGCUCCUCCGUGGAACUGGCGAGGACACGUGGGGACAAAGAAGAAGAAGUGGGCUGUGAUUUUGAGCCGUGGUCUGCUAAACGGGGCGAGAUCCUAGCCAGGUUCACCACGACCGAGAAGCUCUCUAUAAAUCUCUUCAUGGGAUCGGAGAAAAGCAAAGCCACCAGCCCCAGCUCUGCAGUCUCAGAGAAAGUGCGCACUCGUCUGGAGGAGCUGGACGACCUGGAGGAAGUGAAGGAGCUGUUAAACCUCUCUCAGCAGGAUUACGCAAACCGCAUCGAGGAACUCAAUCAGUCCCUGAAGGAAGCCUGGGCUUCAGACCAGAAGGUCAAAGCUCUCAAAAUCGUCAUUCAGUGCUCCAAGCUGCUUUCCGACACGUCAGUGAUCCUGUUCUACCCCAGCAAGUUCGUCCUCAUCACCAACAUUCUCGACACUUUCGGUCGUCUAGUCUAUGAAAGAAUCUGGUCCAUGUGCUCUGAUCCUGCCCCUCUUCCAGACUCGUUCUCAGUGGACGAUGUGAACGACACGGCCAAGGAGACGUGCCUCAACUGGUUCUUCAAGAUUGCCUCCAUCCGAGAACUCAUCCCUCGCCUAUACGUGGAGGCGGCCAUUCUGAAGUGCAACCGCUUCGUGAGCAAAUCAGGGAUUCAGGAGACGUUGCCCCGGCUCACGGCUAUGAUCCGAGGGAUCGGAGACCCGCUAGUGGGCGUGUACGCUCGUGCCUACCUGUGUCGGGUGGGCAUGGAGGUGGCGCCACACCUGAAGGACAGCCUGAACAAGAACUUCUUCGACCUCCUGGCGUCGUUCCGCCAAAUCCACGGAGACAGCGUUCAGAACCAGCUGGUGAUCCAGAGGGUGGAGAUCCCCGUCUACCUCACGCUGUAUUCUCCUGCCAUCCACUGGAUCCUGCAGUGUGUGGCCUACAGAGCACCUGACUUGUUGCUGACGGAAAUGAUGGAAAGAUGCAAGAAACUCGGCAACAACGCUCUCCUGCUCAACUCCAUCAUGUGGGCUUUCCGGCCCGAGUUCGUGGCCGCCAGAGCCACCGAUUUUAUUGGCAUGAUCAAGGAGUGUGACGAGGCGGGGUUUCCCAAGCACCUGCUGUUUGGGUCUCUGGGCCGCAGCCUGGCAUGCGCCGACCCGAGCGAGAGGUUACCCAUCCUCAACGAGGCCUGGAAGGUCAUCACGAAAGUGCGCAGUCCACAGGACUACAUCAACUGUGCAGAAAUCUGGGUGGAGUUUACCUGCCGCCACUUCACCAAAAGAGAAGUGAAUACGGUCCUGGCUGACAUCAUCAAACACAUGACCCCUGACCGUGCAUUUGAGGAUGCUUAUCCACAGUUGCAGUCAGUGAUAAAGAAGAUCCUCACCUACUUCCACAACUUCUCCAUCCUCUUCUCCAUGGAGAAGUUCUUACCCUUCCUGGACAUGUUCCAGAAGGACAGCGUGAGGGUAGAAGUUUGUAAAUCCAUCAUGGACGUUUUCAUCAAACAUCAGCAGGAGCCGACCCGUGACCCCGUGAUCCUCAACGCUCUGCUCCACGUCUGUAAGACCAUGCACGACUCAGUCAAUGCUCUCACGGUGGACGAUGAGAAACGAGCUCUCGCUCUCCUGAUCAAUGGCUUCAUUCGGAUGGUGUCUUUUGGGCGGGACUUUGAGCAGCAGUUGAGUUUCUGUGUGGAAGCCCGAGCCACGUUCUGUAACUUGGAGCCGGUCCUGAUUCAGCUCAUUCACACGGUGAACCAGUUGUCCAUGGAGACGAGACGAGUGAUGGGGGGGAAUCACUCACGCAAGACGGCGGCGUUCGUCAGGGCGUGUGCAGCGUACAGCUUCAUCACCAUCCCGUCUCUCAGCAACAUCUUCAACCGUCUCCAUCUUUACCUGCUCUCAGGACAGGUGGCUCUCGCCAAUCAGUGCCUUUCUCAGGCGGAUUCAUUUCUGAAGGCCGCGGUCAGUGUUCUACCUGAGGUUCCACGUGGGAUCAGUGUGGAGGGGAAGCUGCGUUCCUCUGAACCUUUUCUCCUCGACUUCAUCAACAACUUCCUCUCCACACUGCUGGUGGUGCCGGACCACCCUGAGCAGGGUGUGUUGUACCUGGUGAGAGGUUUGUUGAACAUGGUGCAGGAUUACACGUGGGAGGACAACAGUGACGCCAAAGUGCGCGUGUACAUCAGCGCGUUACAGCUGCUGGCCGCCAUGAGCCAGGAGAGCUACCUGUACACCAUACCUAAAGUGAACAGUAACGAGACGCUGUAUGGCGGCGACCCCAAGUUCGUAACCGAGAUCAAUCGAGUGUGUGAGACGCUGAUCAGACAGGUGCUGGAUUACCUGAAGACUCUGAACCAGGAGGAGUUACCGGGAGCGCGCCGGCAGGGAAAUCUCGCGUUCUCUCUCUUCACGUGUUUGUUGGCUCACGGAGAUCUGCGCAACAACAAACUCAACCAACUCGCCGUUAAUCUGUGGAACCUGAGCCACAAGAACGGCUGCUGUGAUACACGCACCUCGGUGCGCACUCUGGACCACAUCAAGCAGCAGGCCCAGCGUCCUGACAUGUCUCACCUCUCCGACAUGCUCCUCCGGCUCUCGCUGCAGUCACGCACCUGAAGAUCACCGACUCCACACACACACACACACACACACACACACACACACACACACACACACACACACGACUCCAUACUUUUUAUUACUUUCUUUCUCACUUGGAAAUGUUCAAGUGACACACUGGCCACGCCCCCAUUUAGUGCUUCUUUCAAUAAACACUCUUCUGCGACCUGA